Pimephales promelas (fathead minnow) is the source of this 2822-nucleotide messenger RNA. It is a transcript of the gene dtx2, whose product is annotated as deltex E3 ubiquitin ligase 2. Gene Ontology annotation, biological process: protein ubiquitination; Notch signaling pathway. The record is from RefSeq and is a predicted model, not a curated record. Lineage: Eukaryota; Metazoa; Chordata; Actinopteri; Cypriniformes; Leuciscidae. Gene Ontology annotation, molecular function: zinc ion binding.
GGAAAUGUAAAAACAAAAACCAUAGGGGAGUGUUUUGUGUCAGGCUUCACAGAGUGUGUAUCUAUGGGAAUCCACCACCAGCGACACAAACACACAGCAGGCGAGCAAGUAACUAUACAACCCUUGCGUACUUUAAAAAAACAUGUCCAUCAGUGUGCUUCUAUAAGCCACCUGACAACUUCAGUCUGCUGUCAACAAAAUAGCAGCUGUUAUAUUAUCUGAUAGUGGUUUAUGAGGCUGGUAGCCGUACAGUAACGCACUGAAUGGCGAAGAAAAUAGCGACGCGGCUAACGUUAGUCUGAAGCUGCGACUAGCAACCGAACAAGAUGAUGCGACGUCAGUGGUUUUUACUCAAAUCUGCGGUUGAAUUAACGUGUUCUACUGGAUAAAACACUGUAGUGGCGACAUAGGUUAAUAUCUUUCAGAAUACGACUAGUUAGCGGGCUAUCUGGCUGUAAAUCAAGUGCAACUGAAACUGAAAGGGUGUUGUUGUUGUUGUUAGCCGGGCCAACUCGUCACAUUGCUUUAUACUCCAGCUUAUUUCGUCGGUUGGGAUCUUUUCUAUCUGACAAAAUGGCAACAGGCUCCAGUUUUCAUUCCGGAGGGAGUGGGUCUAGAAACGGACCAUCUUUCGCAUCGCCAUCCUCCUCCUCCUCCUCAUCCUCUGGGAUGCCAGGACAGGCUCAGCCGAUGGCGGUGGUUUGGGAAUGGCAGGAUGAUCUGGGCUUCUGGAGGCCUUACACUGGACAGGUGAGCAGCUUUAUCGAGCAGUGUCUCCAACAUCAGAGAGGAGCAUCGACCCCCAGCAGCAGCAGCAACAACAUCAGCAUCUGUCUGGCUCAGGCGGACCCCAGCCUGUCUGCCUACAUCAUCGACAUCCCCAACCUCAAACAGUUCAGACAGGACACCGGAAAGAUGCGCACCGUUCGGCGAUCCCUGUUCCCGCAGUCUUCUGCCCUGGGCAGUGGCGUUCUCUGGGAGUGGGCCAAUGAUGAGGGAGGGUGGACGGCGUACGAGAUCCGAACCUCCAUUUUGCUGGAGCACAGCUACCAGGCAGGACAGGCCACAGCUGACUUGAGCCCACAGGGCUACAACUACAUUGUGGACCUCACCGCUCUAGAGCAAGUCAACAAGACUUCUAGCUUCAGGCGGCGCGUCAGGCGGCAAGGCAGCAUGCCGUAUCCUCUCACGUCUGGGUCGGUUAUUCACUCGGGCCCGGCCUGUACCUGUCACCAGUGCGUGAGCAAUAGCAGCACCGCCGGACCCAUGCUGAGCCGGUCACGGCAUUCCUUCUCCGCGGGGCAAGCCAGCAGACCAAGCCUUCAGACGCAACUUGGAAGACUUCCUGGAACCAGCUCGUCUUCAGCCUACUCGCCCUACCCCAGAAGACCUCUCUCGAUGGGGAACCUGUUAUGGAACAGCCCAUGGAGCACCCCCACCUCAGUGGCUCAUCCCACAGGACAGCCGCAGGCUUUUGGUCAUCACGCAAAUGGCUUAAGCAUCCCAACCAUCCCUCUACACAUGAACGGAUCCAGUAUUGUAAACUCGGCGCUGGCAGGCAUGGCUUCCAUUUUGAUGUCUGCCGCAGGACUGGGAGUUCGCUUCAUGACCGCCCCCUUCUCCCAUCGUGGCUCCAGCAGGCCCACCAAAGGCCAGGCCAGCUCCGUUAAGAGGGCAAAGAGACAGUCCAGGACAGCUCCGGCUCAGAAACCAGAGGAAGUCAUCAAGAAAUACAUGGAGGAAGUGCCUGUGGUUCCAGAUGAGGACUGUAUUAUCUGUAUGGAGCGCCUGGCCUGCCCGUCUGGUUAUGAGGUCCCAGCUGAGUGCUCUCAGACUCUUCAGCCCAACACUGUGGGCAAAUUCACUAAAUGUGGACACACCUUCCACAUGCCCUGCAUGCUGGCCAUGUACAACAAUGGAACCAAGGACGGGAGCCUGCAGUGCCCCUCAUGUAAGACAAUUUAUGGAGAGAAGACCGGCACCCAACCAAAGGGCAACAUGGAUAUCUAUAGUAUUCCUCAGUCUUUGCCUGGACACCCAGACUGCGGCACUAUACAAAUCAUUUACAACAUCCCGCCCGGAAUACAGGGCCCUGAGCACCCAAACCCAGGACAGCCGUAUACGUGCAGAGGAUUCCCGCGCUUCUGUUUCCUUCCUGACAAUGACAAAGGCAGAAAGGUGCUGGAGCUGCUGAAGGUGGCGUGGACACGACGCCUCAUCUUCACCGUGGGCACUUCCAGCACCACAGGGGAGCCUGACACCGUCAUCUGGAACGAGAUCCACCACAAGACGGAGAUGAUGUCCAACGUCUCCGGCCACGGCUACCCCGACCCCAACUACCUGGACAAUGUGCUCUCAGAACUGGCUUCACAGGGCGUGACGGAGGACUGCCUGAAACGAGACGCUCAGAGCCAAGGGGCUCAUAGUUCAGGCAUGUGAAACUGACCAUUCCAUCCGCUGUAGAUCUAACAAAGCUUGACGAAAAGGGAAAACUAGAGUUAUGAUGUUUUGGCGAGAGGUUCGGAUGAAAGGGCAAGGGUCGGCGGCAACUUCCUUCAUCUGGCUGAGUCUAGAAUAUUAGAUGGGGUCCCUGGCUUCGUGGUCAUCUGUACUUUCACCGUAUUGUAAGGCAGCUAUAGAUGGUUCUGCACGAAUGGCUCCGUCUUAGAUUGACCCCUGAAUCUCGAGCCAAGAGGAGACUCGCUCUCUGACGCCUCAUUCAUCUCAAAAUAUGAUUCAUCAUAGGGCCGUGAUGUCCUUCAUGACGCACUGCAUUACAGUAGAACACAAUGAUGCUCAUUCUAUUGCUGGGAAUCGAUACA